GUGGUGAUUGAGAAUCGAGGUGCUUGGUAUCAUAUCUCAUAUUUCGUUUAUUCAUAUAUUUUGCUUUCCAUAUAUUCGCGGUAUCUCUAUCUCGAUUUCGAUUUUGAACUUGUCGGAUAUAGAUAGAUAGGAAGUGUGGUUGAAAGGUUCUGGAGAUAUAUACUCAUUACUCGAGUCUUGGUUUGAUACUUACUUAGCCCACAUCUUUAUCUCACAUUCUCGGUCUCGUUCUCAAGAUAUCUUUGAAGAUGGCUUUACGAGUUGCACAAGUCUGCGGCAUCUGGUUCUGGCUCGCCUUCGCCUUUUUCCUCUUCGUCAUUUUCCACCAAUCGAACCUUGUGCUCCCGACCCCCAACCUCGACACUCCCUCCAAAUUCCCCUCCUCCAUCUCCUCCCCCUCCAGACCCCUCACCAUCUCCCAACGUAUCUCGCGCUUCGAGUCCGCCUGGCGCACCUCCGUCUCUCUCCGCCACGAAAUGUCCUCCCACCACCCCAAACACCCACACAUCCCUCUCUUCCCCGCUCAAAAACUUUCCGAUUUCUCUAAAACCCCCUACACCCUCUGGGACUUCUUCCCCGCAACCUGGACCUGUCCGCACGAUAUCCAGCGCGUGGGUCGUCUCGGCGACGGCGGGAAAUGGGUUUGCGGUAUGAGUCUUUAUGAGAAAUAUAGGCCCUCUUCCGCAUCCUUUUCCACCAUCUCCUCCUCGUCCCAACUCACAAACCCAAACGAACCCGGCAUAACCAUCUACAGCUUCGGCGUCAACGACGAAUCCACCUUCGAAGCCGAGCUACUCACUCGCCUUCCCCACGCCCAAAUCCACGCCUACGAUUUCUCCGUUUCAAAAUUCGGUCCCCAGCUCUCCCCCUCCCACGCCUCACGCGCACACUUCCACAAAUACGGUUUAGGAUCCACCGACAUCCCAUCGCGGACACCUCCCUUCCACACAUUGCAAACACUCAUGAAGCAGAAUAAUCACUCCUACAUCGAUAUAUUAAAGAUUGAUAUCGAAGGUUCGGAGUAUGGGGCCCUGGAUGCGUUUAUGGAUUUUCAUGAUGAGGAAGGGGAUGGGCAUGGGGAUGGGAAAUUACCGGUGGGACAGGUGAUGAUUGAAUUGCAUUUGGUGGAUGAUGAGCAUGUGCAUUUUGAACGCUUUACGAAGUGGUGGGAGCGGUUGGAGAAAUUCGGGAUGAGACCUACGUGGUUUGAGACGAAUUUGUUGGCGGUGACGUUGGGGGAGGGGAAGACAGAUCCCAGGUGUGUGGAGUAUGUGUGGGUGAAUGUGAGAGAUGAGAGGAGUAUUUUGAUGGGGGAGUAA
This is a messenger RNA of Botrytis porri, 1319 nucleotides long. RefSeq lists its product as uncharacterized. The coding region runs from base 249 to 1319 and encodes 356 amino acids. The transcript has 2 exons. NCBI's taxonomy places the organism in Eukaryota, Fungi, Ascomycota, Leotiomycetes, Helotiales, Sclerotiniaceae. The record is from RefSeq and is a predicted model, not a curated record.